Syngnathoides biaculeatus (alligator pipefish) is the source of this 3701-nucleotide messenger RNA. RefSeq names its product melanotransferrin (gene meltf). The transcript has 17 exons. The coding region runs from base 834 to 2993 and encodes 719 amino acids. Gene Ontology annotation, cellular component: extracellular region; recycling endosome; plasma membrane. The record is from RefSeq and is a predicted model, not a curated record. Gene Ontology annotation, biological process: iron ion transport. Lineage: Eukaryota; Metazoa; Chordata; Actinopteri; Syngnathiformes; Syngnathidae.
CAAACGGCACGCGCCUCCUGAACGAGUUCCUCUUUUCUGCAAACGCCAACUGAAAUUGGAUCAUUUCUGCCCAAUGAAAGAAAUUGAAAACGCCCUCAUUCCGGCGUGAACAAACUCAUUUAAAUCCAAACUUCAUAUUAGUGAAUAGUGCAAGGUUUUGCGACGAACUUUGUGGAUGAUACCCGUCCUGUUGGCGGUUAGACGCUGCGUAGCCCAGCUGCCGGAGUACGUGUGGCGCCCGUUUAUGGUCUGAAUUGGCCCGAGUGGAAAAGUACCGCAGCCGCAGAGGUGAGGCCUGUCAAAGCCUCCUCUGUUCACAGUCUGCUCUGCAACUAGUCAACGCUGGCUGGCCACUGUGUAAGCUGCCACAUUGCUCGCAGUGUUGCGAUUCAUUUUUUUUUUUUUUUAUAUAAUUUUAUGUCUUAGCUUUCUCCAAAAUCUUUGGUUUGGGACUUUGCAUGAUUUUACUAGAUUAAUUUUGUUUGCCUUUCUUUUUGAUUGCUUUAUUUUCCCAGAUAUAGAUCGUUUCUUUGAAGAAUGAUGGGUAUGGCGUUCUUUUUGCUCGCUUGUCAGUCUGCUUUCAUCAGCUCGCAGGAAUAAAGCAGACUCAGUAAGAUUUGCAUCCUCUUUCCAUCUGAGGGCAACGCAGGGGCAUUGCGCAACACCCUACCUGAACAUCGUUUCAGAACUUUGACCUUAGUACGUGGAGAUAAAAAGAGGUUUGACCCAGGUCUUGGAGAUAAAAAAUUGCACUUGUAUUUAAGACUCGGGAGAGAAGUGAGAAGAGGAGCCUUUGACACACGAGGAAAGCAGUACAGUACGUGACCAUUACCAUGUGGAGCACUUUGUGGUCAUUUCUGGUCAUUCUACAUGUUGCAUGUGGUCAGCGGAGCAUCCGGUGGUGCACCAUCUCGGACGCCGAGCAGAACAAAUGUCAAGCCAUGUCCCAGGCUUUUGCCCAAGUCUCCAUCCGGCCAACGCUCAGCUGCGUCCGUGGAACCACAGUGGAGAACUGCGUGCAGAAGCUCCAGGGAAAUGAGGCUGAUGCUUUGUCCAUGUUUGCCACUGACAUCUACAAACUGAGCAAAAGUGCCUCCUUCAAGAUAGCAGGCGGUGAAACAAAGGCCGAUCGUACCGGAGCGUCUUACUUUGCAGUCGCUGUUGUGAAAAAGGCCAAUUCUAGCAUCAACAUCAAUAACUUGCAAGGGAAAAGGAGCUGCCACACUGGCAAAGGCCGAACAGCUGGCUGGAACAUGCCCAUUGGACACUUCAUUGACCAGGGCUAUAUAUCAGUAAUGGGCUGUGAAAUCACAAAGGGUGUGGCGCGGUUUUUCAGUGGCAGUUGUGUUCCGGGAGCAAAUGGUGCUGGCGAUCCUCCAUCUCUGUGCCGGCAGUGUAAGGGUGAUGAAAACGGAAACCACAAAUGUGAAGCGAGCAACAAUGAGCUAUAUUACAGCUAUGAAGGCGCUUUCAGGUGCCUGGCUGAAGGUGCAGGAGACGUGGCCUUUAUCAAACACACAACAGUUGAAGACAAUACGGACGGUCAUGGCCCCAUUUGGGCACAAAAGUUGAAGUCAGCAGACUAUGAGCUAUUGUGUCGCGAUGGCAGAAGACUUCCUGUCAGUGAAUGGAAGGCGUGCAAUCUGGUCCGUGUCCCAUUUCGAGGCAUUGUGGUCGGCAAUCAUGUGACCCCAUCCGUUGUGUUUAACAUGCUGACCGAGGGACUGAAGUCUGGAUUCAACAUGUUUUCCUCCAAGCCUUUUGGAGCAGGAACAUUGCUCUUCUCUGAGUCUUCCAUCACGUUUCAGAGCGCAGCAUAUGAUGACCCUAAGAAGUGGAUGGGUCAGCUCUAUCACAACGCCAUGAGUGCCAUGGAUUGUAAACCUCUAGAAAACACUUUACGGUGGUGUGUGCUGUCCUCGGGCGAGCAGCAGAAAUGCGCUGCGAUGGGUAGUGCCUUUCAAAGCAAAGGGCUUACUCCGACUGUCAACUGCAUCUAUGGGGACUCUGUGACCGACUGCAUGGAGAAAAUAAAGAACAAUAAGGCUGAUGCCAUCACUCUGGAUGGAGGCUAUAUCUACACAGCUGGCAAAGACUAUGGCUUGAUUCCUGCUACUGGAGAGAGCUAUACAGGGGAUCGGGAUGGCUCCAGUUAUUACGCAGUUGCAGUGGUGAGAAAGACUAGCUACGACAUCAGAAGUCUUGAUGACCUGAAAGGCCUUCGCUCCUGUCAUACGGGAUACGGUCGUACGGCUGGCUGGAAUGUUCCUGUAUCCACCUUGAUAGAGAAAGGCCUGAUAACCACUCAGAACUGUCAUAUACCACAAGCGGUGGGCGGGUUCUUUAAGGAGAGUUGUGUUCCAGGUGCAAAUCAGCCCGGUUUCCCGAGCAACCUGUGUGGCUUGUGUGUAGGCGAUGCCUCAGGGCAGAACAAAUGUGAAAAGGGAAAGGACCUGUACGAUGGAUACGACGGUGCCUUCAGGUGUCUGGCAACUGGAGAUGGAGAUGUGGCUUUUAUCAAGCAUUCUACUGUAUUCAAAAAUACUGAUGGGAACUCUACUGAAAUUUGGGCAACAGAUCUCCUGUCCAAAGACUUCCAGCUGCUCUGUCCCCAGGCUACCAAAGCUGAGGUCACGCAGUAUAGAUACUGCCACCUGGCUCGCGUCCCCUCCCAUGCUGUAAUGGUACGGCCUGAAACCAAUAUCCACGCGGUCUAUGGACUCCUAGACAAUGCACAGACAUAUUUUGGCAGCGACACCGGCCCAGAGUUCCGGAUGUUCGACUCACAAGCAUACGACGGCACAGAUCUUCUCUUCAAAGACUCCACCGUACGUCUUGUGGGUGUGGCUGACAAGAAAACCUACCAGGAGUGGCUGGGCCACAAUUACUUGGAUUCGCUGACCAACAUGGAGUGUAGUGCAUCGUAUGCAGUGAUUUCCUCGCUGUGGUUGGUCACUGUAGCGCUGCUCUGCUCCAUGCUGACGAACAUCUAAAUGACAACUUCUUCUGCUGACCCCCCCCCUCCCCCUUCUGUUUUCAUCACCCCUCCAUUGCAUUUCCCUGGUUAAAUACGGAUACAUUUUCCCCCUGAUGUCAACUUUGAAAAUGCUUUUAAGGGGCAAAAACAUAAACGCUCACCUGGAGUUAUGAGAGAAGAUUGGAGUCUGUCACUAGCAAUUUGUAGCAGGUGAGCUGCCAUAUCUGAGCAUAUGCUGCCAUCUGUUACAUUCUCAAAGGUGGGUAGGUUUAACCUUUUCAUUUUUCCUCUAGUAGCUACAGGAACAUCACUAUUUAGCCCCAGAUAGGUCUAUUUUGAUCAACAUGACCAAAAAAAAUUAUCAAAUAACAUUCCUGCUAAACACAUUCUAUAUUUUCUCUGUUUUAUAAAUCUGCCAAUCUACAAUGAAAGGGCCUUUGCAGAUUUUCUUUGUUUUGUGACCUAUACCUCCUGUCAUUUGGUCUUUUUUACUUUGAAAUAUCAAUUUGAUGUGUAUUUUCUAAUAUCCAGAGAUUUAUUUUUAUAUGACGUUCAGAUGCCAUAUCAGUGUAUAUGUACUGACUCAUACUGUUGGAAAUUAGUACAUUCCUUUAACUGGACAGAGACCUUAUUUCACUAUGAAAUGAUAAAAAUGUAACUAUUUAGUUGCCAGGCCAGUGAGUCUGUACAGGUAUUAAAGCUGCUGUAUUCAGCUGUUUUGUUU